Molecule: messenger RNA, 1833 nt
Organism: Histoplasma capsulatum G186AR
Lineage: Eukaryota; Fungi; Ascomycota; Eurotiomycetes; Onygenales; Ajellomycetaceae
Exons: 3
Coding region: 1-1659 (552 amino acids)
Biological process (GO): signal transduction
Cellular component (GO): cytoplasm; nucleus; nucleotide-activated protein kinase complex
Molecular function (GO): protein kinase binding
Source: RefSeq, a predicted model, not a curated record
AUGGGGGCAAGCCCCUCCAAACAAACCCCACCUGGCGGGGACUCCAUCAACACCACCUAUCCAGCUACGACGGGCAGCCAUCAGAAUGCAUAUAAUGACAGGCGUGUAAACCGCUGCACCUCCAUCCAUGCCCUCUCAGGCACAACAGGCACUGGCAGCAAAUCGUCCGCAGCCGAUCCGUCUGCCUCUCGCGAAAGUGCCACUGGCCAUCCGAUCCCGCACCGACAGCAGGCCCCUGUCCAACACUGGUUGCAGUCCCGUAACCUCCCUGACUCCCCAAGACAUGACUCCCACCAGCACCAGCAAUUACGGCAUAGAGAUUCCAAACGACACCAGCGAGAAAACAGCGAUAAGCGCGAGUAUCUCCCUGCCCGCAGCCAGGGAGAACCCUCCCAAGCACCCACUAAAGCAGUCCCCGUCUCCUCCCCGCCGGACAGGGGUCAGGGGGUUGCCAGCAAUACAGGCGUCGUUAUCAAUGUAGUUGCUCGUCACCAUACUGACGGGCACCAUGAGCAAUACACAUCCAUAGAACCUUCUGGUCCAACGCCGAGCGCCUACUAUGGAGCAUCGGCACACCUGUCACGUCCGCCGCGGCUGCCGUUGCCUAUUGGCGAUGCGAUGACGGCACCCGGUUCACCGAUUGUGGCGCCAUCGUCGAUGACUGGGCCACAUGCGGCAGUCCCUGUGUUGGUUGAUAAAGCGGAGUUGGAGUUGCCAGGGAGUGGGGAGGGCAGGGAUCGGGCCGGUGCGGCUGGGUUGGGGGAGGAAGAGGAGGAAGAAGAGGAGAUAAUUGACGAACUGGAGGUGGAUGCGGGAAUGGGUGUUGGGGUUGGGGGGGUGGGUGUUAAUAAGGCGGUGACGACGACGAUUGAGUGGAGGGGUGGGGGAGAGAAGGUGUAUGUUACGGGAACGUUCGUGAAUUGGGAAAGGAAAUUUCGAUUGCAUAAGAGCGAAACGGAAGAUGGCGUCCAAGCAGCCACCCUUCAAUUACGUCCGGGAACCCACCACCUAAAAUUCAUCGUCGACGGCAUAAUGAGUACAUCCGACCAACUCCCCACUGCGGUCGACUUCACCAACCACCUAGUAAACUACAUCGAAGUCAGCCCAAAGCCCGAAGAGCUCCCCCGCCCUCGCCGCGAAUCCGAUCGCGACCGGCCUCCAAAAUACGCCAUACCUCCUGGCCUCUACCCACCCCAAGUGCUCCCAGAGACCCUCGAAAUCCACCCGGACCACGACUCAGACCGCGACUACGCAUCUGACUCUUCAGACACCUCCUCCCGACACCGGCAACGCCAACAACAACGCCAACCGCCAGAGGAAGAGAUCCCGCUUGGCGAUUUCCGAACCAUUAUCCCGCCGUUCCUAACCGAUAUAGACGGCGACGAAGACGGGCCCCGCUACCAGCAGGCGGCAAAUGUGAUUGGCGACGCGUCCGUACCUCCUAUGCUGCCGCUCUUGCUUGGGCGGUCAAUAUUGAACAGUGCGACGCCCAUGAAGGAUGAUAGCAGUGUGCUAAAUGUGCCGAAUCAUACGGUGCUAAAUCAUUUGGCAACGAGUAGUAUUAAAAACGGGGUGUUGGCAACAAGCGUGACAACGAGAUACAAGACGAAGUGCGUUACGACGAUCGUGUAUAAGCCGACCGGCGAUAUUACGGGAUAAAAGAUUGCGUGGGAAAUGUGAUGAUUGAAUAGAAGGGAAUUUUUAGGAACGCUAUAUACCAAGCGAGCAAAAUGCUCCGAUACUUGUUUCUAUUUUGGUUUUUUUUUUUUUUUCCCCUAAUUUAAUAUAUACACCUUUGUUUGUGUGUAUGCGCAAUAACGACAUUCUGCAGAG